Oncorhynchus mykiss (rainbow trout) is the source of this 1375-nucleotide messenger RNA. Its product is annotated as nuclear envelope phosphatase-regulatory subunit 1. The record is from RefSeq and is a predicted model, not a curated record. Gene Ontology annotation, cellular component: cytoplasm; Nem1-Spo7 phosphatase complex. NCBI's taxonomy places the organism in Eukaryota, Metazoa, Chordata, Actinopteri, Salmoniformes, Salmonidae.
AACGUGCCUUCACAAUUCACUUGAGUCGUUUGUUAGCUUGAUUAGCCAGCCGCGGUGACGUAGCUAGCCAGGCUAACCUUUUCUCUUAAAGGACAUUCAUUUGUAAAUUCGUCAAAAUACCAAACUCAAGCUAAUUACAUUUUUGCUGUUUUCCCUCCGCGGGGGUCGACAUUAACUUGUACAAAAGAAAUGCACACAAAGGCUUGUUAGCUACAAUAAUUAGCCGGCUUGCUAGCUAUGCUGUAAAUAGUUAGCAUACCGGUAGUUGUUAGCCCCAGAAGACCACCGCUGCACGCUCACCUGGACCGGUAGCGCCAGAACGGUUAACCAAUGCAAACGUAUCCGCGUACUUUACCCCAUUUGAUUGAUUCUAUUUAUGUCCAGGUUAUCACAAAGGUCGUUAACUAUAGGCAUGUUUUGCCAGUCCAAACUAAACAUAAUUCAGUCCCUUUUGGACAGGCGUCCUCGUGAAGAUUAAGGUUAACCCUGAAGCUACAAUUUACUCUUCCAAUAGCAAUUCAGUGGAAUCGGAGCCUUCACUAUGCAGUUGUGCUUAAUUUACUUUUUGAAAUACUCCAUCGGUUCCAAACCAAUCAAGCACAGCGCAUAUAAAGGAUAUUAUCUAAAAGCUUUUGAGAGAAGAUUAACAGAAUACGUCUCCUGUUUGCAACCUGCAACUGGGAGGUGGCGAAUGAUUCUAAUAGUGGUCUCUGUUUGUACUGCAACUGGAGCCUGGAACUGGUUGAUAGACCCUGACACACAGAAGGUGUCUUUCUUCUCAUCGUUGUGGAACCAUCCGUUCUUCACCAUCAGCUGCAUCACUUUGAUCGCUCUGUUCUUUGCUGGAAUACACAAACGAGUCGUUGCACCAUCAAUUAUUGCAGCUCGCUGUCGGACAGUUUUAGCGGAAUACAACAUGUCCUGCGAUGAUACGGGGAAACUAAUUCUUAAACCACGGCCACACAUCCAAUAACCACAAACUUGGAGAGGUGGGGAAAAAAAAUUUCUUAAUGACUAUGUUGAUUCCCACUGAAAGACAGACUGACACAAGGACCAGAAUCCUGUUUGGAGGAUCUGAAACAAUGUAAGAAGGAAGGAGAUUGGGGAAAUACAGAGGGGUGAUUAUGUUGUGCUCCAUUACGUAUUAAUGAAGGAUUGUGAGGGGAGAGGACAUCAAACGCCUUUUUAACAGCAUCUCAGUCAGUGUUAUGGUUUCCCUUAAAGCUGCUUCUGGGCUCACACACCCUUUGACAUAACUCAUUCGCCAUGAGUUCAGAUGUAUUUAUUUCUAAUGAUGACAUGCAUUUGUUUUAGACAAAUCUUUCUAUUUUUAAACUAAUUGUUAUAUACCUAAUAAAUACUUGUAUGAAAUGUG